AUGGCUCCGAAAAGAGCCGCCGCCGAGGCCAGCGACAACGCUCCGGCCGCCAAGCGCACCCGAACCACCAAGGCUACUGUCGCGACCGUGACCGCGUCAGACGAGCCCAAGAAGGUUGCCGCAAAGAAGGCUACGGCCACUAAGAAGACUGCUGCUGCGCCCAAGAAGGCCGCCGCAGCCACCACUACCAAGAAGGUUGCUGCUCCCAAGAAGACCCCAGCUCCUAAGUCGAAGCAAGCCGCGACGCCCAAGGUGGCCGCCGCUCCCAAGAAAAAAGCCGCCGCACCCAAGAAGACUGCGACUGCCAAAGCUACCAAGGCGUCCGAAGAGUCCGACAAAGAAAAUGUGAAUGCCGCUGCCGCCCAAGUGACGGGUGAUAAGCGCAGGCGUGACGAUGACGAAGCGGCUGACGAGGGCCAGGCCGACGACAUCAAGCGCGCCAAAAAGGAAGCCGCUCCGCCCAAGCCCAAGAAGGUCGCGGCCCCCAAGCCCAAGGCCGCUCCACGUGAGCUCAAGGUCAUCAACCACCCCCCCACUCAGGUGAUGGACAUUUUUGUGUUCGGCGAGGGUACCGCCGGCGAGCUCGGCCUCGGCAGUGUCCGCUACGACGGCAAGCAGCCAAUUGAUGUCAAGCGUCCCCGCCUGAACCACAAUCUCAAGGGCGUCGUGCAGGUUGCAUGCGGCGGUAUGCACGUGGCCGCCUUGACCAUCGACAACAAAAUCCUCACUUGGGGUGUCAACGACCAGGGCGCCCUCGGCCGCGAUACCACCUGGGACGGCGGUCUGCGCAACGUUGAGGAUGAAGACGAGGACUCCGACGAUGAGGACGACACAGGCAUGAACCCCAAGGAAAGUACACCGGCUGAGAUUGACGCGUCUGGCAUCCCUGAGAAUGUGAAGUGGGUACAGCUGGUCGCUAGCGACAGUGCUACCUUUGCCUUGACUACUACCGGCCAGGUUUAUGGUUGGGGUACAUUUCGAAGCAAUGAGGGUGUUCUUGGUUUCAGCAGACGUGAGCUGGUCCAGACAAUCCCCACUAUCAUCCCUGAGCUUUCCAAGAUUAAGCACCUCGCCACCGGCCUGAACCAUGUCCUUGCCCUCGACGAGAAGAACAAGAUCUACGCCUGGGGCGCUGGCCAGCAGGCCCAGCUCGCUCGCCGCCUCCUUGAGCGAGACGACACUGCCGCCCUCUACCCUACCGGCGUCGGUGCGCUCCCCGGCCGCGCCAAGGCCGCAUCAGUCGCCUGCGGCUCGUACCACUCGUUCGUCCUCGAUGUCAAGGGCCGUGUUAUCGCUUGGGGUCUCAACAACUACGCCGAGCUGGGUAUUGAAGAGGAGGCUGGCACCGACGGUGGUUUUAUCAUGCGCCCGCAGCUCGUCAAGAACCUCGAACCUCACGUUAUCACAUGUAUCACCGGCGGUGAGCACCACUCCCUAGCCUGUACCGCGAAGGGCGAGCUCCUCACCUGGGGCCGCAUCGACGGCAACCAAGUCGGCCAGCCGUCCGACUCUUUCUCAGAGAACAACACCAUCUGGGAUGAGCGCAACAGACCCCGCAUUCUCGUCGUCCCCACCGUCCUGCCGGAUAUCAAGGACGUCAUCCAUGUCGCUGCCGGUACCGACCACUCCUUUGCCGUAACUAAGCAGGGCAAGGUGUACUCGUGGGGCUUCUCCGCCAACUUCCAGACUGGCCAAGGUACUACCGACGAUAUCCUCGUCCCUACCCUGAUGGACAACUCGGCCAUUCGCGACCGGAAGAUUGUCUUCGCUGGCGCUGGCGGCCAGUAUGGCAUUAUCGGCGCGCUUCCCCUUGAACAGUAA
Molecule: messenger RNA, 1821 nt
Organism: Dichotomopilus funicola
Lineage: Eukaryota; Fungi; Ascomycota; Sordariomycetes; Sordariales; Chaetomiaceae
Product: regulator of chromosome condensation 1/beta-lactamase-inhibitor protein II
Exons: 3
Coding region: 1-1821 (606 amino acids)
Cellular component (GO): cytoplasm
Molecular function (GO): guanyl-nucleotide exchange factor activity
Source: RefSeq, a predicted model, not a curated record